Messenger RNA from Acipenser ruthenus (sterlet), 8193 nucleotides. RefSeq names its product fibronectin type III domain-containing protein 1-like. The record is from RefSeq and is a predicted model, not a curated record. The coding region runs from base 32 to 5134 and encodes 1700 amino acids. Gene Ontology annotation, molecular function: protein binding. The transcript has 19 exons. Lineage: Eukaryota; Metazoa; Chordata; Actinopteri; Acipenseriformes; Acipenseridae.
CUUUACUUCAGCACUAAACUGAAGGAUUCUCAUGCGAUUCACCAUGUCUUCAGCUACAGCAAGGAUUCUCUUAGCUCUUUUCAUCUCACUUAUUGAACUCACCUCGGCAGAAAAAGAAAAGAAUGUGUCAAGAAGACCUUUAAGAGUAAAGACGCGGACUUCAGAGGAUAGUCUGCGGUGGAGACACCCCCAUUUGUCUGGCCAAAACAGUUCAGUGGCAGUGAGGGGCUACCUCCUUGGUGUUGGAGGAAGCGGCAGGAAAAUGCACAAUACACCUCUACAGCAGGACCAGAGAAAUCAUGAAAUACAGAAGCUUGCUUCUGAGUCCGUGUAUGUGGUAUCGCUGCAGGCACAAAACGCACAUGGACAGAGUCCUCCUUUUUAUAAGGAAAUCAUGACAAAAAAGAAAGCUCCAGAACCUGAUGAGCUGUAUGAGCCUAAGGAUAUUACUGUUAGAGUAAUGUCCCCUCAGUCGGUAUUUGUCUCCUGGGUGGAUCCUCCACAUGAGAAACAAAAGAACAGAGACAUCAGCUCAACCAGGCACUACACCAUUCGGUACAGAGAAAAAGGGGAGUCGGCCAGGUGGGAUUACAAACAUGCCACCCAAAGACGAGUGUUAGUGGACAAGCUUUCAUCAGACAAUAUGUAUGAAUUUUCUGUUCGAAUUUCACAGGGAGAUAGGGAUGGAAAAUGGAGUGUUUCAGUCUUUCAGAGAACCCCAGAAUCUGCUCCCACAGGUUCACCUGAAAACUUUGAAGUACAGCCACUGAAAGGGAAAGGGACGUCUGUCACUGCAACAUGGGAGCCACCUGCAGACACAAAUGGAAAAAUUAGAGAAUACAUUCUUUCAUAUGCCCCGGCUCUCAAACCAUUUGGAGCAAAGUCCAUUACCUAUCGUGGGGAUACUACCUCUGCUAUAAUUGAAGGUCUGCAGCCUGGGGACCGGUAUAUUUUCAAAAUUCGUGCAGCAAACAGGAGAGGACAAGGUCCACAGUCUAAAGCCUUCAGUGUCAAUAUGCCAACAACUAGUACUGUUGCAUCAACUUCACAUCAGCAAUCCAAGAGUUCUGAUUUUAGCAAGAAUGACCAGAGCUCUGUAUCACCUUCUAGGACAUCUUUAACAUCUUCAUCCAAGUUGCCUUCAUCUCAUUCUACCUCCAACAUUCAAAAGCGUCCCGCUUCCAAAACACCAAACAGGUUUUCACAUGAAGCUCUUAGUGAUAGGUCAGAAUUGGAGACAGAUCUUCAGUCUACUGAGGAACCAGAUGAGUCUGAACUAUAUCCUUCUGAACCUGUUCCUCCCUCGCCAUCGAAAGCCACCACCUUGAACUCAAGGAGAAAAACUCGUCCUCUUUCCCAGACAAGAUCAUACCACAGUAUAUUCUCUUCUAUUAGAUCGCCUGUUAGGAUUGGCCAAUCAGCCAUCAAACAAAGACCAGACACAACUACAUCAUCUCCCCAUUUUAAAGACAAUGAGACCAAAGAUUUAAGUGGCAGACAACAUACUUCCUCUUCAAGACAGACAGAUUUGAAUGAGGAUUUAGAGGAGGAACUUGAUGAAGAUACUGAGGAGAAACACGAGGAAGUUGUAAGACAAAAAAAUCCAGUUCAUUCAAAGGCGAAGGAUGAUGGACACAGUGAUUUUGCAAAUAAAAAACAUUCUAGUUUUGUUCCUGAUAAAAGUCAAAAUCAUAAAACUGGUUCCUCAUCAAAAGUUCCAGAAACAUCUUCUGGGUCAUCCCAGCCCCAAUUCUCCAGAACAUCAGGAAAUAGAUCAGUGAUUUCUGUUCAAAAGCCUCACAUGUUUCCUAAUUCAGAGACCAGUAAGCCAAGACGACCAAUAUCCUUUUCCAACAGGAAAUCUGUAUCACCCUCAUUGGUUACUCAUUCUUCCUCUUCAGGUGUGCCCUCUUCCACCUUAUCUGGCAAUAAGGAGUCGGCUGCUUUAAAGAAUGAACAUUCAGCUCGUAGCUUUCCUAAAAAAAAGGAAACAAACCUUGAUUUGAAAAGUGUCUCAGCUUCCUCUUCUUCCAAACCCACAGUAUUUAAAUCAGGGACUCGUCCUUCUUCUUCAAUGUUGACUUCAGGAGGGGCACGGUUACCUGUUUCAUCCAACCGUCAUUCAAGUACUAAUGGCCGCAGAACAGCAGGAACUGGUUCUACCGAUUCUUCAAGUUCUGUCCAUCAAAAAGGUGUACCAGAUCAACCAGGAUCUAGCAGGGUAGUAGAUGGUCAGCCAAAACCUGGUACUUCUUUAGUCAAAUCUAAGUCUAUUCUGCCCACAAUAGCUCAGCCAUCAUCUAGACAGCAGUCAUCUAAACCACAGGAUGAUGAUUAUGAUUAUGAAAGUAGUGAGACAGAAGUUGAGGUGGUGAAACCAGCUAUCUCUUCAACAUCAAACCAUGCUUUGUCAUACUUACCUUCGUCUGCUGUUCCUAAAGGGAGUCCCCAAAACUCAUACCUUGGAGUUAGCAGCAGCAAAGAAAUUGAUGAUUCUGUUAAUAAGCACAGUUUAUCCCCAUCAUCUCGGGUUAACCCUUCUUCAACCAAAUUAGUUCCUUCUGGGCGUAGUCGUUCAUCUUUUAUAACAAACCAUAACCACAGGUUCAGUGUGCCCAGACAGGAAACAAAACUAAGUUUACUUUCUACCCAACAAAACAUAGCAACCCCUUCAGCACGGUCUAGUGGUUCACAGUCACUAACACCAAAACACACACAAUCAGGUUCUGAUGUUUCUCUAGACCAAGAGACUGAUGAAAAAGAAAAAAGACCCAUUUCUUCAUCACCUUCAAAAUACGGCCAUGGAUCAUCAGGCUCUUCUCAAUCCUCUUUGCCAAACCACCAUUCAGUUUCAAGUGGCUCCAGAAAGCCUGAUACCUCUUCACACUUUAGUACUUCACCCUCAUCUAAUCAAGGAGGUUCACGCACACAUACUCCCAGUCUAUCAGAGUCUGGAUCAGAGGAUGAUGACUAUGACUAUGAAUAUUAUGGAAGUAAAGAGUUGUAUGAUAAAGUUGAUAAACUUAAUUCAGCUUCUGUGUUAUUGAAAUCUGUGGCACCGGAGCCAAGUACCUCAUCUUCAGUUAAACAGACAAGCUCUAGCAUUACUGGGGACAGAGAGGAAGAUGAUGCAGACAGUAAAUCAAGUUCCCCUUAUGUGCAUUCAUCCUCACAGCUGCCUACUUCACGCUCAAAUGGAAGGUCCCAUUCCCCUCAACUAACAAACCGUCAAUUUGGCUCUCGGAUUUCCAGCAGGGUGCUACCAUCUCAAAACAUAAAGCUGGGUCAGUCUUCUGUCUCGUCAAACUCCCCUUCUACCAGUGCUUCUCAGUCUGCUUCAUCUACAGAUAGAGGCACUUCCCGGGUUCCUUCUUCUCAAUUGCCUCGUUCCUCCUCCAGGCAGACCUCUUUUUCCUCUCUACCAUCUUUGAAUUCAUCUCGGCAACCAAUACAAGGGACAAGGGCCCGAUACCCUGGCCGAGCCGAUAUUGCUACACGAGAGAAAAGACCUGGCACAUUUGUGAAACCCAGUUAUGAACAAGGUAAAAAUGGUAGACCAAAUUUUACGGAUGCAAAUGGAAAAGUUUCUUCUACACCCGAAGACAAAGUCAAACAAACAGGUCGCAGGAUAAUAAAUGGCCCUCAAGGUUCAAAAUGGAUAGUAGACUUGGACCGUGGGGUGCUAAUGAAUCAGGAAGGAAGAAUUCUCCAAGACUCACAUGGCAAACCCCUUGGAGUACAGCUCGGAUCAGAUGGGCGUACUGUUAUGGAUCAUGAAGGAACUCCAUUGUUGAACCCUGAUGGGCUCCCAUUUUUUGGACAUGGUCGUGAUAGCAGGCCUGUGAUUAACCCUAAGGGGAAGUCUGUGUUGACAGUGGGAGGCAAGCCACUGGCUGCUUUGGAGAUCCGCACAACAACAAUACCACCAACAACCACCACCACAACAACCACCACCACAACAACAACUACAUCUACUACUACCACAACUACUACUACCACUCCUGAGCCAACUACUGUUCCAACUACAAUUGAGAUAACCACAGAGGUCCCUACAACUUCUGCAUUACCUGAAUGUCCUCCAGGCACCUAUUAUAACGUAGAUGAAAGUGGAAAGCCUGUAUCUGUAGGACAGAAUAUACUGAAUUGCUACCCAGAAGAGGCCCAGACCACUCUCCUUCCAACAACAGAAGCCCCCACAACUGAACCUGAGGAAGGAUAUCCAGAAACCAGGCCAUUUAACUCAAGCCCUUCGUCAGAGUUUGAUAUAGCUGGGAAAAGACGAUUUACAGCUCCAUAUGUGAACUUCAUCCGUAAGGACCCUGGGGCCCCCUGCUCAUUAACUGAGGCACUGGAAUACCUUCAAGUGGAUAUCUUGGAAGAUCUCUUUUCAAAAGAUAGCAAAAAUCAGCCACCCAAAAAUAAGCCCCACAAUAUCACAGUGGUAGCCAUGGAAGGCUGCCACUCCUUCAUCAUCCUGGACUGGGCACGCCCUGUGAAAGGCGACGCAGUAUCAGGGUAUAUGGUACACAGCGCCUCAUAUGAUGAUAUUCUGAAUAACAGGUGGUCAACCAAAAACUCCAGCGGGACCCAUUUACCUGUGGAGAACCUGAAGCCAAACUCAAGGUAUUACUUCAGAGUUCAGGCAAAGAACGUUUUUGGUCUUGGACCUAUCAGUGACACAUUUACAUACGUAACUGAAUCAGAUGACCCACUACUGAUAGCCAGGCCCCCUGGAGGAGAGCCGAUUUGGAUUCCUUUCUCCUUCAAGUAUGCCUCGACCAGCAGUGAAUGUAACGGGAGUCAAUAUGUGAAGCGUACCUGGUACAGAAAAUUUGUUGGUGUUGUCCUUUGCAACUCAUUGCGGUACAAAAUCUUCAUAGGAGACGGGUUGAAAGAUACAUUCUACAGCAUUGGCGAUACCUAUGGCCGAGGUGAAGAUCACUGUCAGUUUGUAGAUUCACACAUGGAGGGAAGGACAGGGCCUCGUUAUACUUCAAACUCACUGCCUACUAUUCCAGGUUUUUACCGUGCUUAUCGGCAGGAGCCAGUGCACUUUGGACUUAUUGGCAGCAGAACAUCUCAUUACUAUGUGGGCUGGUAUGAGUGUGGAGUACCUAUUCCAGGGAAGUGGUAAUGAUGAUUCAAACCCAUAGAUGAUGUUCUAAGAGAAAAUGACCAAAAAUAUUCCUUUUCUGAACUAAGAAAGCACAAUGAGCACUAAUGCCUAAAAUGUAAAAUUUACACAUUUCUAUGAGAGAAAAUAUUCAAAACCCAUGCAUUGGAAUGUAUUUUAUUAUGUGUUUUGUGGAAGCAGGUUAAAUGUGGUGGCAUCAAUUGAUUUUCUCUAACUGACAAAAGCAUAUUGCAAUCAAAAAUGUGUACUCUGGUCUGUGUUACACACUAGUCUGCAAUAAUAAUUCAGAUUUACCUGCCCAGUGGAUUUAUUAUUAAACAUGUGCUCAAUAAGAAUAUAUGAGCAUACAUCAGGUUGAAGAAAAAAGGUUGUUACCCUACUGAAGGAUUAAGUACUAUUGUAUUAUUCAAAAACAACACAUUCAGCCUGAUUUUCAAAAGGGGCAGAGGGAAAAACAGGUCGCAAAACACCUUUGCGACUCCAGAUAAGUUGCAAAAUGUAUUUUCAAAAAUCAUAUAAGUCAGUUGCACAAUGGAAUUUUAGGCUUUGCUCUUUUUUGAAAAUACUCUCAUAUUACAGCUUGUUAAGCAUUUGAAAUUCAUAAUUGGUUCUAUUUUGCAAAUAACGCCUUAUUUUCAAAAGGUACAAAACACCAAAAUACACUCGCUACUUAAGACAUGCCCCCCUUUCGUGUCUUAAACUGCGACCGCUAACAGGGCUACUGAGCUGUAAAUGACAAUGGAGAAUAUCAAAGCACUUCCAAUUGUUCCACUGCAACUAAACCCAGAAUAUUUUGUUCCCGUCAGACAUUUCUAGAUCUAACUAUAAAACAAGUUAUGCGUAGAUACAUAUAGGCACUAUAACAAAGCUGUGUGAUCUGCUUAAGUUUGAUUUUGAAUCACAAACAGCCCGCAGUCAUGCUAUACCGGUACCUGUAAAGGUUACAGUAGCCCUUCAUUUUCAUGCAACGGGUGCCAUCCAGACAACAGCUGGGGACAGAUCAGCAGGCAUCUGUCAGUCUUCUAUGUCAAAGAUACUGACUGAUGUCACAGAUGCACUUUUCCAUAGGGCAUACUAUUUUCAAUUGGGGAUGUGGAACAAAAUAGAACCAAACACAAAUAUUAUCAAUUGUCUGGCUUCCCAAACGUCCUAAUCUUUUUUUCCAGUUGUUGGAACCUACAUGUGCAUUGCCUCGUUGUUUGAGUUAAAUGUCCAGACUAUUGAAAUGUGACUAAUUGGCUUGUUAAUGAACCAGAAAAUCAAUUGUCGUUUCAAUUAAAUCACUCAUAAGCAGGAGUUGUAAAGGGCGUUGCGAGUAGGAGAAAUGAACCUGUCCCUGUUGAAAAUCGAGAUGUAUAAUUAGGUGGCAAAAAAAAAAAACUUGCAGUGCAAAUGCAUUGAGACCUCUAUUUUCUCUCUACAAAUGUGCCUUCUGAAAAUCAGGCUGAUUAUCUUCAACGAUACUGACACUGAGUUUACUUAUUACAAUGUAUAGUAAAAGAUCUAUGAUGUGCAAUUGUUUGCUAUUUUUACUUCAUAUCAUACUUCAUACUGCUGCCCGCCUGGUGUUCUCUCUGCCUCGCUUCGUCCACGCUACUCCACUACUCUGCUCGCUCCACUGGCUCCCGAUCACCGCUCGCAUCCAGUUCAAGGCUCUUGUACUAGCCUACAGAUGCCUUGACCAGACUGCACCCAGCUACCUCCAUACCCUCAUCUCUCCCUACACCCCCACUCGACCUCUCCGCUCCGCCUGCACUAGAAGACUAGCUCUACCUCUGCUACGCUCCCCUGCCUCCAGAGCCCGCUCCUUCUCCACCCUUGCUCCGCAGUGGUGGAAUGACCUUCCUACAGAUGUCAGGACUGCCCAGUCCCUGACCACAUUCCGGCACCUCCUUAAGACUCACCUAUUCAAACAGCACCUGUAGAACUCCUCUGUUUGUAUCCUGGGACACUAUCACCCUUCAUGUAAAUGUGCUUUAUUUUGCUCUUAUCUGCCCCCUAUUUUACUGCAUUUAAUCCUGUACUUCAGAAUACUGUAAUCUGCCAAGUGUUUAACCUGUAGUACUUUGUAUUUAAUCAUAUCCUGAUGUAACUAUCACUAUUUAAUCAUAUCCUGAUGUCACUAUCACUAUUAUCUGCUGUAUUAUUGAAUUGUGGUUUGUCACACUUGUACUUUGCUUGAACAAAAGUUAUUGUAUUUCUUGCUCUUAUUGUAUUACUUGUAUUGUAACACUUGAAAUGUAUUUGCUUACGAUUGUAAGUCGCCCUGGAUAAGGGCGUCUGCUAAGAAAUAAAUAAUAAUAAUAAUAAUAAUAUAUCUAUUAUCUGCACAAAAAGAUGUUUAAAAUGAACAGAUUUUCCUAUGGAUCAUUAUGUUAUGUUAAACUGGGCUGGGAGUUAUUUAAUUGUCUACAAGGUCAGGGAUGUGGGUAUAGCCCAGGUAGCUCAGGAAAGAAAGAAUUGCAAUGAGGUGCUAUAGAAACCACUACAGAUGAGAUCUACCAUAUACAUAGUCAAACAUCCAUUGAAAGGUCUCGGCUUUCUGCUCAUUUUUUUUUUAUCAACAUGAAACACAAAUCUAACUGCAUUCUGACAAUGAUCCGAAUCACAAUUAACUACACUUUGGAUCUUUAGAUUCAAACACUGCCCUAAUCUCCAGAAAUUAAGACACAAUUUAAGUUAGUUAUAUUACAGAAAUGUAUGUUAUUUAUUCUUACUACAUUAAAUAACAUACAGCAAUAUAUUUGUCAUAGUACUUCUGUUUUUGAGAUCACACAAAAUAUAACAGUGGAUGUUUUUUCAAUGGUUACAAUUCUUGGGUGCUUCAGUGGAUUUUUAAAAAACAUUUCUCUUGAUGUUGGAAUUUGCACUAAAAGGCAUUAUCAGAAUGGUUUCCCUGGGGGACUACCAAUGUACCUGUAAAAUAAAAAGUGCAGGCAUGUUUGUAUAAUGCUUGCAACCAGCAGUACUGUGUGCAAGGUAUAUAACUAUUCCUGUAUCAUUUGUGCAUCAUUAUUUCACCCCUCCAGAGCUAACAUUAAACUUUUAUUUCAUUUUAA